AUGCCUCUUCGCGAUUUUCUCAAGAAGAAAGACAAGAUCUCAAACAGCCAUGCGCCAUCAACGCCCGAUAAUGCCGCCGCGCCGGCAGCCCCAGAAUUUACGUUCAUGAGGAGCGACACCCAUACUCAAGAGAUCAUCUCUCCACCCUCGUUUGACUCAGAAGAGGACUUGAAAGGGCCAGCUACCGAUGGCCCCAACGAAUCUAGAAGCUCCAAACUCUUUGGUCGAAACAGAAGUGCUUCCAAUGUCUCCGCCAAAUCUGCAGCUUCUGGCGACAGCAACAAAUCGAAGAAUGCCUCCACGUCCAAGCGAAUAUCCCAGCGUCUACAUCUGAGGAAGAGCGACGUCGGCUCUGUGAGUGUACCAGAUGAUCUUCCAGAGAUUGACGUGGGGGAGGAAGAAGGCGGGGGAGCAGAGUCACAAUGGGAGAAACGGGCAACGAUACUGGCAAAGCAGAAUGAAACUUCAAGGAGCAGACCACCCACGCCAAAUGGCGCGCCGCCAGACGUGGGAUUCAGUAACAUGUCAUUGGAGCAUGGGAAGGAGAAGGGGGUUGCGUUGACGAAGCAGGUGGAUGACAAUAUACAGGAAGCCAUCCGACUUCAUGAAAAUGGCGAUCUGGAGAGGUCUACGAGAAUGUUUGGGCGGUUAGCAGAUCCGCAUGGAGACAACAAUGCCUUGAGUCAAGUGUUAUACGGGCUUGCUUUACGGCACGGUUGGGGUUGUACACCAGAUCCAGCUCAAGCAGUAAAGUACCUAUCGGCGGCAGCGUCAAAUGCAGCAUCGAUUGAAGAAUUGGCGCUGCAAGCUGGUUUGAAGAAGGGAGGAUCAGCUAAGGGAGAGCUCGUUCUCGCCAUAUUCGAGCUUGCGAAUUGCUUUCGUCAUGGAUGGGGAGUACCCGUAGAUAAGGUAGCAGCGAAACAGUAUUAUGAAACCGCUGCGAACUUGGGCGAUACUGAUGCAAUGAAUGAAGUUGGCUGGUGUUAUAUCGAGGGGUUUGGCUGCAAGAAAGACAAGUGGGCAGCAGCGAAGUAUUACAGGUUAGCUGAGAACGCUGGGAGCAAGACUCUAGGGAACUCUUGGUAA
This is a messenger RNA of Glarea lozoyensis ATCC 20868, 1086 nucleotides long. RefSeq names its product HCP-like protein. The coding region runs from base 1 to 1086 and encodes 361 amino acids. NCBI's taxonomy places the organism in Eukaryota, Fungi, Ascomycota, Leotiomycetes, Helotiales, Helotiaceae. The transcript is spliced from 5 exons. The record is from RefSeq and is a predicted model, not a curated record. Gene Ontology annotation, molecular function: protein binding.